Racocetra persica is the source of this 512-nucleotide messenger RNA. The record is from the annotation of a GenBank genome assembly. NCBI's taxonomy places the organism in Eukaryota, Fungi, Glomeromycota, Glomeromycetes, Diversisporales, Gigasporaceae.
AUGAGUUCCUCAUCCAUACAAUUGAAAGAAAUUGUACCAAGCUAUGAUAAUAACUACGAUAAUAGCUAUGAUAAUGGCUACAAUAAUGACUACGAUAAUGACUGCGAUAAUGACUGUGAUAAUAACUAUAACAAUAAUACUAUUAGUACAGAUAGCAAGCAAAAUAAUGGAAGCGAUGUGAUAUUAAAUUGCUCUCACAAAGAAUUUUCUUGCGGAUGUGGGGGCUCAACCACAACGUUAUGGCAUCAUUUAGAAAGUGCUUACCGGGCUCAGUAUGUUAAAACAGAGAAAUAUUGCAAAAAAAUUAAAAAGAUGCAAGAUGAAUGUGGUACCGUUGAGAAUAUGUUUAGGAAAAAUCCUAAAGAUCUCUCUUCUAUUAAGUUGGCUAGUGUUGAUAAUAUGAGACUUUGGGAUAUGUUUGCCGUCUGGAUUGUCAAUCAUCAAUGCCCACUUGCUAUAAUUGAAGAUCCUAAAUUAAUCAAGAUUAUAGAAUAUUUGAAUCCCACAGUAAA